AUGUUGUACGCAAAGAAGCUGAGAAUUGUGACUGCUUACAAGAGCUCUAAAUCUGGGUAUAAUUGCAAGGAAUUGAUUGAGGCUAUAAUUUUGUUGCUUAAGCUUGCUGUGUUCCGGCCCCACAUCCUCAUUGAUGUAAGUCAUAUAGACAUUACAACAACUGUCUUGGGUUUCAAGAUUCCCAUGCCAAUCAUGAUUGCUCUUUCAGUUAUGCAAAAAAGGCUCACCCCGAAGACUAAUGCAAGUCAUUCUAAAAGUAUCCUUAAUAUGCAAUUUGGUAUUGUUACUGCUACUCUUGUUUUCAGGAUAGCUGGAGAAUUUGCAACAGCACUGGCAACAUCUGCUGCUGGCACAAUUAUGGCAUUGUCUACAAUGGCCACAUCUAACGUUCAAGAAGUUGCCUCAACUGGACCAGGAAUUCGAUUUUUCCAGCUUUAUGCAACUAAGAAUUAG
Chenopodium quinoa (quinoa) is the source of this 453-nucleotide messenger RNA. RefSeq names its product peroxisomal (S)-2-hydroxy-acid oxidase GLO1-like. The record is from RefSeq and is a predicted model, not a curated record. Gene Ontology annotation, molecular function: oxidoreductase activity. Lineage: Eukaryota; Viridiplantae; Streptophyta; Magnoliopsida; Caryophyllales; Amaranthaceae. The transcript is spliced from 7 exons. Bases 1 to 453 code for a protein of 150 amino acids.